This is a messenger RNA of Drosophila teissieri, 2917 nucleotides long. RefSeq names its product 5'-3' exoribonuclease 2 homolog (gene Rat1). The record is from RefSeq and is a predicted model, not a curated record. Gene Ontology annotation, cellular component: nucleus. Gene Ontology annotation, molecular function: 5'-3' RNA exonuclease activity; RNA binding. Gene Ontology annotation, biological process: nuclear-transcribed mRNA catabolic process. The transcript has a single exon. Lineage: Eukaryota; Metazoa; Arthropoda; Insecta; Diptera; Drosophilidae. The coding region runs from base 108 to 2807 and encodes 899 amino acids.
UUAUACGGUCUCACUGACCGGAGCAUGCUUGAAGUGUAGGUGAAGAAAACGAGAAAAACGAGAGUUUGACCAAAUAUAAGGAAAAUAGAGUUUAAAUCGACGUUAUAAUGGGAGUUCCAGCAUUCUUUCGCUGGCUGAGCCGAAAAUAUCCAUCCGUGAUAAUCGAGUGCAAUGAAAACAAGCAGGUGGACCCGGACACCGGGCGAAACAUCUACGAGGACGCCACCUUGCCGAAUCCGAAUGGGAUAGAAUUUGACAAUCUCUACCUGGACAUGAACGGUAUUAUCCAUCCGUGCACGCAUCCGGAAGACAAGCCGGCGCCCAAAAACGAGGACGAAAUGAUGGUGGCCAUCUUCGAUUGCAUUGAUCGCUUAUUCGGCAUCGUGCGUCCCCGGAAACUGCUGUACAUGGCCAUCGAUGGCGUGGCUCCGCGGGCCAAGAUGAAUCAGCAGCGAUCUCGUCGAUUCCGGGCGGCCAAAGAGACCACCGAAAAGCGGCUGGAGAUAGCACGGAUCCGCGAGGAGCUGAUGAGCCGCGGCUGCAAGCUGCCGCCGGAGAAGGAGAAAGGAGAGCAUUUUGACUCCAACUGCAUCACGCCGGGCACCCCGUUCAUGGACCGACUGAGCAAGUGUCUGCACUACUUUGUCCACGAUCGGUUGAACAACAACCCGGCCUGGAAGGGCAUCAAGGUGAUCCUGUCGGACGCCAAUGUGCCCGGUGAGGGUGAGCACAAGAUCAUGGAUUACAUCCGCAAGCAACGUGCCCAGCCGGAUCACGAUCCCAACACGCAGCACGUCUUGUGCGGAGCCGACGCUGAUCUCAUCAUGUUGGGACUGGCCACGCACGAGCCCAACUUCACCAUUAUUCGGGAGGAGUUCCUGCCGAACAAGCCGCGUCCCUGCGACAUCUGUAACGGUUUUGGCCACGAGAUGGACAAGUGUGUCGGACUAGGAGCCACUGCACCGACCGGCGCUAACUUUAAGCCCGAUGUUCCCAUCGGCGCCGAGGUAAAGUUCAUCUUUGUGCGGCUGAGUGUGCUGCGCGAGUACCUGAAGCAGACUCUUGAAAUGCCGAAUCUGCCCUUUGAGUACAGCUUUGAGCGCGCCUUGGAUGACUGGGUGUUUAUGUGCUUCUUCGUGGGCAACGAUUUUCUGCCACAUCUGCCUAGUCUGGAGAUUCGCGAGGGUGCAGUGGAUCGCCUGGUGGAGUUGUACAAGAAUUGCGUUUAUAAGACAAAGGGCUAUCUUACCACCUCGGGAGAUGUAAAUCUGGACCGGGUGCAGCUUAUUAUGACCGACUUGGGCAAUGCGGAGGACCAGAUCUUCAAGAGCCGACAACGGCGCGAGGAGCAGUUCAAGGCCAGGGACAAAGCUCGCAAGAGGCAAGAACGGAAUCAGGAUCACGGAUCUUUAAAUCAAUCUGCAUUUGGCGCCAGCGCCGUAGGUCCAAACAGCCAGCAGAGGAGCGUUGGCAACUACAAGGAGGAGGCUGCGGCCCUUAGGAAUAGAAAACGGACGGGUGAUCAAGCCGAUUUAGAUGAUGAAGAAGAGGAGGAUAACGACGAGGUGCGAUUGUGGGAGGAUGGCUUCAAGGACCGCUAUUACGAGUCCAAGUUUGAUGUGGCACCAGGAAACCAGCAGUUCCGCUACGCUGUAGCCCUGCAGUAUGUCCGAGGAUUGUGCUGGGUUCUAAAGUACUACUACCAGGGCUGUUCCUCCUGGAACUGGUACUUCCCAUACCAUUAUGCUCCCUUUGCAUCGGAUUUCGUCAACAUCCAGGGGCUGUCCACCGUGUUCGAAAAGGGAACAAAGCCUUUUAAUCCGCUCGAGCAACUGAUGGGCGUCUUUCCGGCAGCCAGUAGCUCGCACGUGCCCGAGCCCUGGGCAAAGCUCAUGUCCGACCCGGAUUCACCAAUCAUUGACUUCUAUCCGGAGGACUUUAAGAUCGAUCUGAAUGGCAAAAAGUUCGCCUGGCAGGGAGUUGCUCUACUGCCAUUCGUCGAUGAGAAGCGUCUCUUCAAGGCUUUGGUUCCCUACUAUGACCAACUUACUGGAGAGGAGGUGAAGCGCAACAAGCGUGGUGACAAUUACCUGUACAUCAGCAACCAAAGUCCGCACUACAAAAAGGUCAAAAAAGUGAGCGAAAAGGAUGAUGAGAACGUUUGCAAAGCCAUCUCAUUUGACGGUAUGCGCGGCACUUUGGGACAAACCGAUCUAAACACUGCCAUCAGCGGCAUUCUGAAGUCGCCGAUUUCCGGGCUAUCGGACAUCAAUGAUAACAUAACCGUGACGACCACGUUCAAGGAUCCGGAGUACGAUGAUGAUUACAUUUUUGAAGCGAAGCGUCUGGAAAACGCCGUAGAUCCGCCACAGGUGCUGCCCAAUGAGCAGUCGGGAAACAAGCAUCGUCCCGUCAUCGGUUUUAAUAGCCAUUUGACCAGAGCCUACGUUCCGGACAGUGGGCACCGCAUGUUGAACGCUGGAAUUAGGAACCAACAGGGAGGCGGUGGCGGAGGCUACGGGCAAGGAGGGGGCUACGGGCAGGGUGGAGGCGGAAACCAAGGACAGGGCUAUCAGAACAAUAGCCGAAACUAUAACUACAACUACAACAAUAACUACAACCAGCAUCAGGGUGGCGGCUAUCAAAACAACUACAAUAACCGACAGCAAUAUGGCCACAAUCAGAGAUACAAUCAGGACAAUUCGAACCAGCAGCGCAACUUCAACAACUACAAUGGCCCAAGGAAUAACAACUACCAGCAACAAGGCGGCAGCAGACAACAGAACCAGAAUUAUAGAAGAUUUUAAGUAUAUCAUACAUACAAAAUAAUAUGUAGCUGAUAACAAAAGUUUAAUCCAUGUUGAAUACCAUUAUUUUUUAAUGAAGAAAAUAUACUGAUUAAGGAUUUUCAAACCAA